Molecule: messenger RNA, 4506 nt
Organism: Schistocerca serialis cubense
Lineage: Eukaryota; Metazoa; Arthropoda; Insecta; Orthoptera; Acrididae
Product: venom dipeptidyl peptidase 4-like
Exons: 17
Coding region: 64-2457 (797 amino acids)
Biological process (GO): proteolysis
Molecular function (GO): dipeptidyl-peptidase activity; serine-type peptidase activity
Source: RefSeq, a predicted model, not a curated record
GCAGAAGAAUACUUAAUUCAGAGGAGCGCCUCGUUGUCCAUAGUGUGCCAGUAGGAGCCGCCGAUGAAGAAUCGCCAAGACAUGGCCUGGGGAAGCGGCAUGACCUACGAGCUAGCAGCAGCGGCUGUUUGCGUGGUGCUGCUGCAAAGCGCGAUGGCUGCUUCUGUGCAACGGCAGCCGUGGACCCUGGAAGAAAUAACACCCAGCGAAUCUCCAUCACGAACAAUGAAGAUGGAUUGGGCAGGAGGUUCGGUUGUCCUCGUCGAACAGGAAGGACAGCUAUUUUCUGUGGAUUUCGGAGCGGAUACAAGUAAAGUGUUGGUGCCGAAGGAGGUAUUUGCUGAUGCUGGUGUUGUAGCGGCUCAGAUGUCAGAUGAUAAGCAGUACGUCCUCCUUGCCUAUGAUGCUAAGAGGGUUUUUCGACAUGGGGCAAGCGCACGCUACAUGGUGUACAGAAUCGACGAUGAAAGGGAAAAUAAGAUCCUUGGCAGAAGACAGAAAACAGGAGACAGCAGGGUGACACAGAUCGGCGGUGGAAAACGCCUUCAGCUGGUGAUGUGGGGCACAAAAAGCCAGCUGGCGUAUGUGUACGGAAACAACAUCUACUACCUGACGUCGCCUGACGCUGAACCAAUACAGAUAACCAAAGACGGGGUACCGAACGUCGUCUUCAAUGGAAUCCUGGAGUCAUAUGCUAACGCAUGGUCCCACCCAGUGGAUACCGUGGGCCAGGAUGGAUCGCUGUUGUUUUCUCCCGACGGAAGGAAGCUGAUCUUUAUCCAGAACGACGUCUCCUCAGUGGACAACGCCACAUUCGUUUACUACGGCAGACCUGGAGCCCUGGAGAAUCAGUACGCUAACCUGGUUACCUUCCGCUUCCCCAAGGCCGGCACGCCGAUGCCCACCGUAGCACUGAAGGUGGCGAGUCUGCCGUCUGAAGAUUGCCGCUGCCUGAGCAUUCAACAGCUGCUGGCUCCAGUCGACGUCGUCAGCGAAGACCACUACCUUGAAUCAGUGGCGUGGGUUGACGACAACACCGUCAUGGCUUGGUGGAUGAAUCGCACUGCAAACGUCAGGCAAGAUGUGAUCUACUUCCUUUCCAAUGACGUGAAGCAAAUUGCUGGGGAAAAGGGCCUAAAAAUAGAGCAGAAGAACGGCUGGGUUGACAUACAUCCACAGUAUUUCCAAAAAGGAAAGGAGACUUCAACUUACGUGACGAUCCUGUGGCAGCCUCAUGACGGCAAUGUUAGUUUCCCUCACUUGGUCAAAGUGUCGGGGAAUUCCACGAAAGCCAUCACAUCAGGAGAGCUGACAGUCACUAAGAUAUACGGAUGGGCCCCCAAUGGCACAGUGUACUACCAGGCCACCGAGGAGGGACGGCCAUCCACGCGGCAGGUGUUGGCCGUGGAGGAGGGUGGCGACCCCCGCUGCCUCAGCUGCGCCCUGACCAGCCCAGAGGGCAACGCCUGCCAACGGGCCGACGCCUCCUUCACCGACGACUUCGAGUGGUUCGGCAUCUCGUGCUUCGGGCCAGACCCGCGUUUCUCCAUGCUACUGAACACUGCUGCCCCCAAUGGCGACAGGAAACUGACAUCAAACAGCAAAGAACUGCGGAAGUUGUUGAAAUCUAGACUGCAGCCAGGGCGUCUGGAUGACUGGGUGGAGGUGGAGGGAGGGGUGGCAGCCCAGGUGCGCCUCCUGCUGCCCCCAGACCUCGACCCCAAUGGCUCCGAGAAGAGGCCCGCCGUUGUCAGUGUGAACGCCUACCCGGGUGCCCAACGUAUAGGCGACUACUUCACCACGGACAUCUCCAGUUACUUCAGCACCAACCGGCGAUACGUCGUCAUCUACAUCGACGGGCGCGGGUCUGGCUGCAAGGGCGACAGGACGCUCUUCUCCGUCUACCGGAGGCUGGGCACUGUCGAAGUGGAGGACCAGAUCAGCGUCACCAAAUGGCUGACUGAGAAGUACCCCUUCAUCGACAGCUCACGUGUGGCCAUCUGGGGCAAGGGCUACGGUGGCUACGCGGCGGCCAUGGCGCUGGCCAGGGAUGAGGACGACGUCUUCAAGUGCGGCGUCUCCGUGGCUCCCGUAACCAGCUGGAUAUACGCCGACAUACGAGAGUCAGAGAGGUACAUGGGCUUUCCCACGCCCGAGGACAACGAGGAGGGCUACAACGCCAGUGACGUCACACGACUAGCAGAGCGCUUCGCGGGAAAGAAGUUCCUGUUGAUGCACGGCACCGCGGACGACACAGUCCUCUACCAGAACUCCAUGGCGCUGGCGACAGCCCUCGAAGAGGCCGGCGUGCUUUUCGACCAGCAGAGCUACCCGGACGAGGAGCACGGGCUGAGUAGCGUAAAUGGUCACGUGUACCUUACCAUCGACGAGUUCUUCCUGAAGUGCUUCGACCGAACUCCUCUUCUGGUCGACAUUAUCAGCGAACUCAUCUCCUAGAGAUGUUUAUACUCCAGUCUUAACCACUGCUGUAAACUGUCGCAAAUGUUUACCAAUAGCUGUUGGUUUUACAGAAACUAGCGUUGUAGAUAAGUUACAUCAGUACGAUUCUACACACUGUCGAUGUUAAUUUCUCCUUCUCUUUCGACACCAGCUGCAUCCUAUCUUGAUGUGUUAUAUGACGUUCAGAACUUUAAAUGGUCCUGCUUAUACCAUGCAUUUUAUAUCAGACAAUUCAAUUUUCCAUUUGAGCAAAACUAAAAGUGUUAAUCAUAGUGCCUAACGACAGCAAAAGGUGAUUUACGGUUACAUAAAUUUUACCUGUCAGGCGAGAGGAUAUCUAGGUUUGGAGCUGUGGAUGGUAGACAAAUUAGUUUCGUGGAAGGGGAAAUGGUUGGGGAAACACAGUUUUUUCCAAAAUAAACAUAAUUUGUUCAAAAACUUUUAUUAAAGCCAGACAUGCAAGUGCCGCCAGUUUAUAAUGCGCACCUGCUACCUGCAAUGUGCUUAACUGAAACAGUAUAUAAAGGCUGAUAUAGCUGUUCCCACUGUUGUCGUUUUAUGCAAUCGGUAAUGUUGUAUUUGGCCUUUAUUUUCCCUAGCUCGCUACGCAUAAACUAUAAGUCCUACAGAAAAAAAUUAACACCACCGUUUUGUAGGAAAUUAAACGUAGUUAAAUUCUGUACUGGGAUACGUUUUCGCUGAGGCACGAUUUCCGAGUUAUUCAAGAAAAACGUACAAAAGGGAUCCUUAAACGCACCUUCACCCAGACUCAUCCCUCCCCAGUCAGGAUUUCUAGUAUGUUGUUCGUGGCACUCCUUCCUAUCGCUGUACAGAAAUUUCCAACUAUGCGAACUAUUCCCGACAUUCGACUUUUAUGGUCAAUAUUGAUUGGGCUAUUACGCCACCUGCAUAGUCAGCUACUUUGUUAUCAUUGUUAAUUUAAAACUCCCCGUCAUUGUAAUGAACGAGAAAAGGAGUUACGCAAAAAUUAAUAACGUUGACAAUUCCGAACGUAACCCUUACAAACACAGUAGUUUCGUAGUCAGAAGACCUGAUACCGAUGUAUUUGUUUAUUUUAUGCUGCUAUAAUCUACUAAAUUGUUAUGUAAAAUUUACACAUACGUCAGUUUUACAAUUUAUAAGUGCUCGACUAAGCUGGUCGCGUAAUAAGGCCUGUCUGUGAAGACCAAAAAAGGUAAAUAAUUCGUGCAGUCCCGAAUAUUUAUACAGUGAUAGGACAGAGUGUCAUACUAGAAAUCGUGAUCGGUGGGGCUGAGCGAGGGUGUGUGGGUGCGUUUCAAGGUCAUUUGUAUGUAUUUUUGUUGAAUAACUCGAAAACUACAGCCUCUAGCGAAAACAUAUCCCUGUACAAAAUUUAAAUACAUUAAAUUUACUACAAAAAUUUCCUGCUUUUUUCCCACUAAUAAUUUGUGCGUAACGAGCAAGUGAAUAUAAAAAUCUGUGUGUGGUUUAUAAAGGCUAGCUAUAACGGAGGUUGCAUAAAACGGCAACAGUAGGGGCAGCUGAAUCACUCUGUUUAGUUUCUAUGAAUUUGGCCGUCAGGCAGAUACGGUUCAUAUACAUACAAGAGUGUCUAUAAUCCCAUUUUCGUAGAUUUUGACAAUAACUAAUAACACGAGAAAAAAGCCUAAAAUUGAAGGUUCAACGCUACUGAAUCGGUUUAGCGUCCAAAGGCAUCUGGUACAUUCAGUUGCAAGGACAACAGUAACAAGUAACUGUUUAAUUUUAAAGUUUUACGAUGAAUGGCUGUGGGUACCCUUGCUAUCCAUUACGUGCCUUGAUUUUCUUCAAAGGCGACCACUAACUAUCAAAUAACACAAUACUUGGCUCAUUUUUGACAUCAGGCAAAUUAAGUGCGGUAUAAACCACGCCACUUGAGGACAAACACACACAUCUGGAUAUCUCCAGGAUGCCACUGCCAAUAACAAACAACGAACUGAAAUUUCCCUAGCAAUACCAAAAUAUAUUAGGACUUGUAUUUAGUAUCAGAUAUUUACCAGUGUUAAUAAACUGUAUUUUCUCCUA